Messenger RNA from Nycticebus coucang (slow loris), 2357 nucleotides. RefSeq names its product phosphate regulating endopeptidase X-linked (gene PHEX). NCBI's taxonomy places the organism in Eukaryota, Metazoa, Chordata, Mammalia, Primates, Lorisidae. Bases 108 to 2357 code for a protein of 749 amino acids. The record is from RefSeq and is a predicted model, not a curated record. The transcript has 22 exons. Gene Ontology annotation, biological process: protein processing. Gene Ontology annotation, cellular component: plasma membrane. Gene Ontology annotation, molecular function: metalloendopeptidase activity.
UAGAAGUGCAAGAGAGCCUUGGAUGUCAACACCUAACAGACUCUUGAGACCAGCUACUAAACCACGAAAAGUGACUUUCUUCUCCAGUGUUCUUUCCGGCCCUUCUGAUGGAAGCAGAAACAGGGACCAGCGUUGAGACUAGAAAGACAGCCAACAGGGGCACUCGGAUUGCCCUGGGUGUGUUCAUCGGUGGCACCCUGGUUCUGGGCACGAUCCUCUUUCUAGUGAGUCAAGGUCUCCUAAGUCUCCAAGCUAAACAGGAGUACUGCCUGAAGCCAGAAUGCAUCGAAGCUGCUGCUGCCAUCCUGAGUAAAGUAAAUCUGUCUGUGGAUCCUUGUGAUAAUUUCUUCCGGUUCGCUUGUGAUGGCUGGAUAAACAAUAAUCCAAUUCCUGAAGAUAUGCCAAGCUAUGGGGUUUAUCCUUGGCUGAGACAUAAUGUUGACCUCAAGUUGAAGGCACUUUUGGAGAAAUCAAUCAGUAGAAGGCGGGACAUGGAAGCCAAACAGAAAGCCAAAAUCCUUUAUUCAUCCUGCAUGAAUGAGAAAGCGAUUGAAAAAGCAGAUGCUAAGCCAUUGCUACAUAUCCUACGACAUUCACCAUUUCGUUGGCCUGUGCUCGAAUCUAAUAUUGGUCCUGAAGGGGUUUGGUCAGAGAGAAAGUUCAACCUUCUGCACACACUUGCAACAUUUCGUGGUCAAUAUAGCAAUUCUGUGUUCAUCCGUUUGUACGUGUCCCCUGAUGACAAGGCAUCCAAUGAACAUAUCUUGAAGCUGGACCAAGCAACUCUCUCCCUGGCUGUGAGGGAAGACUACCUUGAUAACAGCACAGAAGCCAAGUCUUAUCGAGAUGCCCUUUACAAGUUCAUGGUGGAUACUGCAGUGCUUUUAGGAGCUAACAGCUCCCGAGCAGAGCAUGACAUGAAGUCAGUGCUUAGGUUGGAAAUUAAGAUAGCUGAGAUAAUGAUUCCGCAUGAAAACCGAACCAGUGAGGCCAUGUACAACAAAAUGAACAUUUCUGAACUGAGUGCUAUGAUUCCCCAGUUUGACUGGCUGGGCUACAUCAAGAAGGUCAUCGAUACCAGACUCUAUCCCCACCUGAAGGACAUCGGCCCCUCAGAGAACGUGGUGGUCCGCGUCCCCCAGUACUUUAAAGAUUUGUUUAGGAUAUUAGGCUCUGAGAGGAAGAAGACCAUUGCCAACUAUUUGGUGUGGAGAAUGGUUUAUUCCAGAAUUCCAAACCUUAGCAGGCGCUUUCAGUAUAGGUGGCUGGAAUUCUCACGGGUAAUCCAAGGGACCACAACUUUGCUGCCCCAAUGGGACAAAUGUGUAAACUUCAUUGAAAGUGCCCUCCCUUAUGUUGUUGGAAAAAUGUUUGUGGAUGUGCACUUCCAGGAAGAUAAGAAGGAGAUGAUGGAGGAAUUGAUUGAGGGUGUUCGCUGGGCCUUUAUUGACAUGUUGGAGAAAGAAAACGAGUGGAUGGACACAGAAACAAAAAGAAAAGCCAAAGAAAAGGCAAGAGCUGUUUUGGCAAAAGUUGGCUAUCCUGAGUUUAUAAUGAAUGAUACUCAUGUUAAUGAAGACCUCAAGGCAAUCAAGUUCUCAGAAUCUGACUACUUUGGCAAUGUACUGCAAACCCGCAAGUAUUUAGCACAGUCUGACUUCUUCUGGCUAAGAAAAGCUGUUCCAAAAACAGAGUGGUUUACAAAUCCAACCACGGUCAAUGCCUUCUACAGUGCAUCUACCAACCAGAUCCGAUUUCCAGCAGGAGAGCUCCAGAAGCCUUUCUUUUGGGGAACAGAAUAUCCUCGAUCUCUGAGUUACGGUGCUAUAGGAGUAAUUGUUGGACAUGAAUUUACACAUGGAUUUGAUAAUAAUGGUAGAAAAUAUGAUAAAAAUGGAAACCUGGAUCCUUGGUGGUCUGCUGACUCUGAAGAAAAGUUUAAAGAAAAAACAAAGUGCAUGAUUAACCAGUAUAGCAACUAUUAUUGGAAGAAAGCUGGCUUAAAUGUAAAGGGGAAGAGGACCCUCGGAGAAAAUAUUGCUGAUAAUGGAGGUCUGCGGGAAGCAUUUAGGGCUUACAGGAAAUGGAUAAAUGACAGACGGCAGGGAGUUGAGGAACCUCUCCUACCUGGCAUCACAUUCACCAACAAUCAGCUCUUCUUCCUGAGUUAUGCUCAUGUGAGGUGCAAUUCCUACAGACCAGAAGCUGCCCGAGAACAAAUCCAAAUUGGUGCUCACAGCCCUCCUCAGUUUAGGGUCAAUGGUGCAAUUAGUAACUUUGAAGAAUUCCAGAAAGCUUUCAACUGUCCACCCAAUUCCACGAUGAACAGAGGCAUGGACUCCUGCAGACUCUGGUAG